Messenger RNA from Camarhynchus parvulus, 3282 nucleotides. It is a transcript of the gene DDHD2, whose product is annotated as DDHD domain containing 2. The record is from RefSeq and is a predicted model, not a curated record. The coding region runs from base 1 to 2109 and encodes 702 amino acids. Gene Ontology annotation, molecular function: triacylglycerol lipase activity; metal ion binding; protein binding. Gene Ontology annotation, cellular component: COPII-coated ER to Golgi transport vesicle. Lineage: Eukaryota; Metazoa; Chordata; Aves; Passeriformes; Thraupidae. The transcript is spliced from 17 exons.
AUGGCGGCGCAGGAGCCGCCGCGGCCGCCCCCGGGCGCCGCCGAGCCCCCGGAGCCGGAGCCCGGCGGGCGCUACGAGGCCGUGGUGCCGCACUGGUUCUACUGCAAGGUCACGGACUCGCGGGAGCGCUGGGUGCCGUUCAGCGCGCAGGACUCGGAGCGGCUGGAGGCGGCGCACGGCGCAGGGAAGGAGCAGGCUGCCGUGGUGGUGCCCACCUCGGGGGGCAGGUACGACGUGCACCUGCAGGCGCGGCAGCGCGUGGCCGUGUACUGGGAGGAGGAGGCGGCCGAGGUGCGGCGCUGCACCUGGUUCUACAAGGGGGACAAGGACAACAAGUUCAUUCCCUACUCAGAGGCCUUCAGUGAGGAGCUGGAGGAAGCUUACAUGAUUGCCGUGACCCUGGGUGAGUGGAAGAAGAAGCUGGAGUCCCCCAACAGAGAAGUCAUUAUCCUGCACAACCCAAAGCUGAUGGUUCACUACCAUCCCGUUGCCAGCUCUGAUGAUUGGGUCUCCACCCCCACGGAGCAAGGCCGGCCCCGCACUGUGAAGAGAGGAGUGGAGAACAUCGCUGUGGAGAUCCCCAAUGGAGAGCCUCUGCAGAUCGACCACCUGGUGUUCGUGGUGCACGGCAUCGGCCCCGCCUGCGACAUCCGAUUCCGCAGCAUCGUGCAGUGUGUGAAUGAUUUCAGGAACGUGUCGCUCAGCAUGCUGCAGUCGCACUUCAGGAAGGCCCAGGAGCAGCAGCAGGUCGGGAGGGUGGAGUUCCUGCCUGUGAACUGGCACAGCUCCCUGCACUCCACUGGUGUGGACGUUGACCUGGAGCGGAUCACGCUGCCCAGCAUCAACCGCCUGCGUCACUUCAUCAACGACACCAUCCUGGACGUGUUCUUCUACAACAGCUCCACCUAUUGCCAGACCAUCGUGGACACGGUGGCCUCGGAGAUGAACCGCCUGCACCGGCUCUUCCUGCAGAGGAACCCGCACUUCAGGGGCGGCGUGUCCAUCGCGGGGCACAGCCUGGGGUCGCUCAUUUUGUUUGAUCUCCUGACAAACCAGAAGGCUGAUCCCAAGGAGCAGGAGCACUGUGUGCAGGGGUCCAGGACAACCUCAAGCAUGGGGGGUAUUGAGGAGGUGAAAGAAAUCCUGAAGAAGCUGGAGCUGUCUGAGUACUGUGAUGUUUUUGAGAAGGAGAAAAUGGACAGGCAAGCACUGUUCUUGUGCACAGAGAACAACCUGAAAGAAAUGGGAAUUCCCUUAGGGCCCAGAAUGAAAAUACUCCAUUACAUCAGCUCUGAGACAGGGAUGAAGGGUCAGAGCUCAGCAGCUCCUGGGCACAGUGAAGGUGGGGCUGAGCCAGGGUCCCCAUCCCAGCUUGGGGACAGCUCUGAGGAUGGCAGGAGCUGCCAGUACCGGGACGUUGGCUUGGGACAGGUGUCGGCAAACUACCCCCAGCUGAACUACAAGCCCAGCAUCUUCUUUGCCUUUGGCUCUCCCAUCGGGAUGUUCCUCACAGUGCGAGGAGUGAAGCGCAUCGACCCCAACUACAGCCUGCCCACCUGCAAAGGCUUCUUCAACAUCUUCCACCCCUUUGACCCGGUGGCGUAUCGGAUCGAGCCCAUGAUCGUCCCAGAGCUGGAGUUCGAGCCCAUGCUGCUGCCCCACCACAAGGGCAGGAAGAGGAUGCACCUGGAGCUGAAGGAAGGGCUGACCCGCAUGAGCGUGGACCUGAAGAACAACCUGCUGGGCUCCCUGAGGGUGGCCUGGCAGUCCUUCACCCGCUCCCCCGUGCCAGCCCUGGAGGCAGGGAGCUCUGAAGCUGAGGCAGAGGCAGAGGCUGGCACUGAGAAGCAGCCAGACACAAAGGCAGAGGAGCCCCCAGCAGCAGUGAAGGAGGAGACCCCUCCCAUCAACGUGGGGAGGCUGAACGGGGGGAACCGCAUCGACUACGUGCUGCAGGAGAAGCCAAUAGAGAGCUUCAACGAGUAUUUGUUUGCACUCCAGGGGCAUCUCUGCUACUGGGAGUCGGAGGACACUGUUCUGCUGGUUCUGAAGGAGAUCUACCAGACACAAGGCAUCACACUGGACCAGCCUUUACCAGGGAGCCAGUGACCCCCCUGUGCUGUUCUGGCUGUUCAAUCCCACAGAGCACUCACCAGGAAAGUCCAGAUCUCUUCUCUGCCUUCCUCUCUCCUCUGCUGCCGUGUCCUGCAUGCUGCUUCCCAAGUACUUGCUGCUGCCUGGAGCUAAGGAUGGAUUUUCCUCCAUUUUUGGCUAGGGGUAGGGGGAAAAACUGUCAAGGAAAACCACUUCUGCUCAAACACACACACACACACCACCUGCACAGUGACUCCCUGUGGCAACCUGUACUUUAAGCCUGCACCCUGUGAGUCCCCACACCAGCAGACGAGGGCUCAGAGCCCACACCUGGCUCUGUGAGGACACUCCCAGCCUGGAACCUUGAGGAGAAAAAGCCUUAAACACAGCGUGGGAAGAGCUGCAGCAGCCUUGGAGCAAGGGAGAUUGCUGACUGCUAACACAAACCCCCCAGCAGGGCCCAGGAGGUGAAGCCCAGGGCACAGAGUGCUGCUGAGCCACGGGGGCUGGCCAGCAUCAUCCCUGCACUGCUGCUGCAUCUCUGUGCACCCCUGCACUGCUGCUGCAUCUCUGUGCACCCCUGCAGCACCCCAUGAGAGUGGCAUGCUCGUGCUCCUCCCUGCUGUGGGGUGCUGCUGGGGACAGCUCAGCACCCCAUCCCAGCCCACCCUGACCCUCCCCAGUGCUGCUGGGGACAGCUCAGCACCCCAUCCCAGCCCACCCAGACCCUCCCCACAGCCCUGACCCAGCCAGUGCUCUGCUGUCCCUGCUCUGAGGAAAGCUUUCCCCCCAGUGGCAGGCAGGGUGAGCCCUCUGAGCCCUGCAGGGACACUGAGCAGUGCUGCUGUCCCACGGGGCUGGCAGGUGAGCACAGAGAUCUGUGCCCUCCAUGCUCACGUCCUGGUUUAGCUUUCAAUGUACAAAACGCAGCCAGCAAAGGUGGAGCUCAGAUCCAGCAGGGUCUGGCCACUGCAGGAAUGACAGCAGCUCUGUAGGCAGCUCAGUCUGCAGCUGCCUUGAAGCUCUUUUCUGAGGGGGCAGGGCUGGAGAGCCUCUGUGAUCCUUCCCUGGGCACCAAAGCCCCCGGGCUGGGGCUCCAGUGCUGUGUGAGGUGUUGUUGUGCAGCCUUUGGAGAGCCAAACCACUUUCCCUCCUGCUGACUUUUGCCCUGCAUGGGGUAAGGAGCCU